Messenger RNA from Pomacea canaliculata, 6304 nucleotides. Its product is annotated as high affinity cAMP-specific 3',5'-cyclic phosphodiesterase 7A-like. Bases 1072 to 2454 code for a protein of 460 amino acids. The transcript has 14 exons. The record is from RefSeq and is a predicted model, not a curated record. NCBI's taxonomy places the organism in Eukaryota, Metazoa, Mollusca, Gastropoda, Architaenioglossa, Ampullariidae. Gene Ontology annotation, molecular function: 3',5'-cyclic-AMP phosphodiesterase activity.
AUGGGUUUCGGUGCUAUCAGAUCAAGUGGUGUUUGUUUUCCUUGAUAAUUGCUUGAAAUACACACCCUUCAGGCGAGGAUACGGAAUAUAAGCCGUAAUUUAUCAGGCACCGAGCAUAGGAUAAGUGGCGAGGGCUCGUUUAUGAGCUGGUUUAUUUGUUUACGCGAGGCAUUAUCUGCUGUGAGCGCUUGUCACGUGCCCCGCACUCCGGUGGGGGGACAAAAGAAGCACACGCGCGCCUUUUUCUGUGUGGUCGUGUGCAACGUGUUCUUUGUUCCUCCUCGGGCGCCAGCCCUCCGUUUCCCGCCAUCCUCCACGGUCUUCGCGUGUCCACUAAGAGCAUCAAGCGAUGGCGUAGAGAUAACCACAGUCUUAGAGCAACAUUUUAUCCUCCACCCUUCUUCUCUCUCUCCUUUGUGUACCCGUUCUUCACCCUCUUGCAGAAAAGGUUCUCGCGGGAUUGUCUGAUUAGCGAGUACGGUGACGCCAUCAAUGCGUCAAACUGGUGUCUGGAGAUAGAGCGAGUGCGCGUGCGCACAAGGCGCUGGAGACUAGCCGCCAUAGGUCACAUGCAAGGCAGAACCCGACGCCCCUGGAAAAAUAAGCACGGCCCCCGACCAACCUGGAACCGCUUUCUCCGAGCGGGCGAGGCAGUGCUGGUGGUGGUGAAGGUGGCGGUGGUGGCAGCAGAGAGUGAGAGGAAAGAGUGCGUGUGCUGCGCCCGCUAACGUCGCGCAAGUGGAGUCGGUGUGUGAGUGCGUGGUGCGGUGCGUGCGUGUGUGUGUGAGCGCGCAGAAGGCUGAGACGUCACGAGGAAGCGUGUAGUGGCGGGCGUGUUCUGCUAGUGGUGGUAGGAGUAUCGAGCUGUGUGUGUGUGUUGAUGUGCGUGAAUGUGUGUGUGUAGCGCGCCUGCCAUCUGACCCUCCCUCUCCCCCACUCCCCACCGCCCAAACCGUGCACCUCCACUCUCAUCUUCCGCCGCGUGCUGGUGCGGAAAGUUGUGGCAGUUCGGCGAAGUGACACACCGACUACGGUGACACCACGACGUCACCACGGCUCGAGUUUCGAACCAUGGGGCUGCAGGCCAUGGCUGCGGGUGUCGAGGCAACGGAUUACUUGCCCACUUUGCCUCUCGACCAGGCCGUGCCCCGAAGUGUGCUGUUCCGGCGAAGAGAUGGGGUAUCUUUCUGCUCCAGUACCAGUUAUGUCACUGCACCCCGCCUUGAGCGGAGAGGGGGCAUCUCCUACGACCGGACGGACAAAAAUGCAGUGUACGUGCGGGCACUGGGUGAUGGCAGGAUGAGGCUGAUACACCCAGAAUCAGGCAGUGAUACUGCCCUCGUGAUAAGGGAAUCUGACUCCAGGCUACUUGAAAGACUCAGAUUACCAGACUACAAAAUUCGCUUCAGAUCACGUUUCCUUAGUUUUCACAAGAUUCACAGGCGGCGGCGGAGUUUCUUGACACUAAGCUAUGAAAAUAAGCAAGUGCUGGAUGAUUACUAUGCAUUGCCAACACAGAAAAUGUUGUCGCAAGUUUAUUCCUGGAAUUUCGACAUUUUUCAUUUUGAUACAUUGACAGGUGGUCGCUCAUUGCUGUAUCUUGCAUAUCACAUAUUCAAGGAAUACAACUUCAUCCAGACAUUUCAGCUGGACACAAUCAAGUUGUUGCAGUUUUUUUCAUUAGUUGAAGACAAUUAUCAUGACAGCAAUCCGUAUCACAACAUUGUCCACGCAGCAGACGUCACUCAAGCUAUGUGCUGCUUUAUACAGGAAAAACGGUUGCAAGAGACCAUGACUCCAUUUGAAGCUAUGAUAUGUUUAAUUGCAUCGAUGUCUCAUGAUCUGGAUCAUCCAGGUGUCAAUCAGACAUUCCUUAUACAUACAGCCAAUCAUCUAGCAAAGCUUUACCAGAACACUUCUGUGCUGGAAAUGCAUCACUGGAGAUAUGCAAUAGGCCUUUUGCAGGAAUGUGGGCUUCUUCACCAUUUACCACGAGCACAGUGGGCUUCAGCCAUCUAUCAGAUCAAAUGUCUCAUCCUGGCCACAGACAUCUCUAGACAGCAAGAAUUCCUUGUGAAACUCAGGAGGUGUUUGGACUUGAAUGAGUUUGAUCUUGCUACCAGCGCUUCUGACCGUCUGUUUAUUCUUCAGAUUGCACUGAAGUGUGCUGAUAUCAGCAAUCCAUGCAGAAUAUGGAGCAUCAGUGAGCGAUGGAGCAAACAAGUGGUGGAAGAGUUUUUUCGACAAGGAGAUCUUGAAAGAAAAAUUCAGGUUCCUGUCACCCCAAUAUGUGAUAGAACUAACAACACAGUGGCAAAAGUCCAGACUGGUUUCAUGGAGGUACUGGUGCGACCUCUAUUUGUGGAAUGGCAGCGAUUCCUACCCACACCUCUGAGCCAGAUGAUGCUGGACAAUAUAACUGCAAAUCAAACAGCGCUGGCAGAUCGUCAGUGAACAGGAGGCAGCUGCAGCUGCUAGAAUAGAGACCGACAGUUCUUCCUCUCGUGGUGACAGCUCACAGAGUCGGAGCCAAGCACCAGACAGCAACCUUAACUACAGUCCUCAUGGUGGGCCCGACUUUGAACUUAGUGAAACAGAAGAGGAGGAAUUAGAGGAAGAGGAUGGAGAUGCUUGUGAGGAGACUGGUGCUAGGGAGAAUGAGGUUCAUGCAGUGUUUCCUCAUGAGAUAGAUCAUGAGCACCUCAGUGAAGAGUUGCAUCUCCUGCCUCCUCUUUCAGAAAACAGACGAUUCCAAUUCUUCACAGCACAUAAGCGACGCCACAGCAUGCCCAACGUGCGCAAAGAUCUCAGUUUCUACAUGGGCCUUCAUCAUGACAGUUUUCUCCGUCCAAACUUUCUUCGCCGCCAAAGCCUGCCUUCCACCCAUUUUUGCUCCUCCGUCCUGCAGUCGCUAGGGUCCACGGGAACUAGAAUAUCUGAAUUUGAACAUAGCAAAGACAAGAGGCUGUCAGUGGAACUGCUGACUUCACGGCCCAAGAUAUCCAGCUUCAUCUCCACUGUUGACAUGCAACUUGAUUACCUCAGUUUUGUGCCCUUGAUCACACAGACUCACAUGCUGCAGGGUGAAACUGUGGACACCUGCAUGCAAGCAAGUGGCUGCAUGUCAUUGGGACAGCCCUCUAAGAUGCUAGUACAGGAUGCUGAUAGGCUUGGGGAUGCAAUGAGCCGAGCCCAUGCUGGUGAUAGGCUGCAGCAGCCAGAGGUGGUUGGCCUGGCAGCUAGCUGGCCCAGCAUCCUUAAUAUGGGAAACAGAGACGUGCAAGCAAGUAUUAAGCAUCUAGUCAGCAGGACAGUAGAUGACACUUAUGUAGUGUCUGUUGCUGACAGCAAUGCAGAAUCUGAGCACGAAGCAACCAACCACAACAGCAACAAUUUUCACAACUGCUUUUCACAUCCACAACCAGCAGAAGUGGAUUCUUUACUUAACAGGCCACAUUGAAUUUAGGAACAAUGAAAAAAAAUAGUUGCACAUUUUCUCCAAAGGCUGCUCCCUAUCUCUUUGAACACAUUGUGUUGGCCAUUACCAAAAGCGGCAUAAUAAUAAUCAUAUUUCUUGCAACGUGUGAAACAUUGAACACAGGCUUUGCUUGUUAACUUUAAAGACAGUUUUUUGGUUGUAUAGUUUUUGCAUUCUGCUUAUCUUCAGAAACACAGUGGCAUUUGUGAAGCAUGGAUGCAUGCUCUCAUUUGAAGGGCAGCGUUCAGUAGCAACAAGAUGUAUUGAAGCAUAUUUGUCUGCUUGCUUCCAAAAUUAACUGUGUGACACAUAGAUGCAACUUUUAAAAGGCUUCUCACUUCCAGCCAACCAUCUCAGGUGAAGUAUAGAUCAUUACCAAGUAUCCAGAGGUCUGGAGACCAUCCACUUAUUUCUUUCUUGUUUGGAGCUAAUGUGUAUCAGACAUCAUUCCUUUCAGAACAUGACCAGACAAACAUACUAUUCUAGUAGAAUAGGUUUUGUAUAUUCACCUGUUUUCCAAAAACAUGACCAGCCCUUUUCCAUAUCAUUGACAAGUGUGGACUUGCUGACUGUUAGAAACAUUAAUGGUGACUAGUGAGAGAGAGAGAAAUCAUGAGAAGUUUGUGAAUACCCAUGCCAGUCUUAAUUUAUUUGAUGAGUUACCUGUUAGCAGAAAGUUUUUAACAGGGUUGUGACAUGCAUACUUCUACAUCAUAGUGCUGAGCUCUGUGUAAGUGUCCAGAAUGUGUGUUUUAUGUUCUAGAUCCUCUUAUUGUGAGAAUACUGUACACUUUUGCUAAUGGUAUGAUUCAUGUUUGGUGCAAGAGAAUUUUACCAUUUGUGUAAUGAAAAUAAUGCCUGUAGAGUAUUUGGGUAAUAACAAUGUAAUAGCAUGUCAUGUUUGCUAAAUAGGACCUCUACUCAUUGUUGGCAGCUCUGGAGAAAUGAAUGUUUUAAUAGUUUUAAAUUUUAAAUGAGACUAUCUUGUGACCAUUACAUUUCUUCACUUGUUUUUUUAUAGCAUUGUAAUUAUGUGUUUGAACACAACCAAAGGGCAUAGUUUAUCCAUCUUUUAUCAUCAACUGUUUUAGAAUCUGGAUGGUAUCAGCUUGCUGUAUUUGGUGAAAAAAAUUUCUUUUUCCGGGUUAUGAAUGAUUAUGUAGGAUAAAUAGCUUUGGCAUGUUGAUCCAAGUACAUAGCUUACCUCGCUGCAGACAGUUUUUAUGUGAAGGUAUAUAAAUGACUGACUUUCUUGAGACUGGCCACAGCAGUGUUACCUAAACACAAUUUAUGCUCUGGUUUAACAUAUUCAAGCUAUUGACUUAAGUUCACAUGCAUCUGUUGGUCACUGCAUUGACACAUACAAUAGUGGUCACUAUUACACACACUAAGAACCCUGAAUAUAGUGUUUAAUUCAAAUGUCUAGCUCAGGACUUGUCUGUCUCUUUCAGGGAUUGUCAUUUAAUUUAGAGUAACUGUGGUCUUGCCAUGGUAUGGAUAUUUUGCUGCAUACAGAAUAUUUGAGGUUACUCUCACAGCACACAUACUUUUCUCUAUAUUUAGGUUGUAAAGGUAAUUGGCAUAAAUCCCUCUUUAAGACACAUGAAGGCAGUAAUAGCAUGAACGUGUAUUGAUAGUUCGUGGUAAUAGUUUUUAAAACUUUAUAGCAAGACUCAGUCGGCCCAAAUAGAUUCAGCCUUCAACUCUCUGUAAAAGGUCUAUUUUCUUUUUCUAAUUUAAAAGCAGUUUUUUGACAUGUUGUUUCAUGGUAGUGCGUUAGCACAGAUGCUGUCAACAUAUUUAGGACGUACUUAUCCAGAUGCUCCAGCAGCACAACGCUUAACAGUCCUGUAAACUACUUCCUGGGUCUUUCUAGUUUAACUAGUUAACUGUAGUUAAACUAAGAGAAGUAUUAAUUAAAUCUGUCCUUUGGCCUUGACCUGUAUCUUGCUGCUUUGCUUUUACAUUUAGUGCAACAAUAAGCUGCUCAGUAAAACUGCACACUUUACCUAAUGUUUUUUUUAAAUUCAGCUUUUAUAUUUUUAAAAAGUAGAUAACUGCUGUGCAAAAAUUCUAGUACCAGACCUCUCUCAAGAUACCUUUGCUGUAGGUUAGUCAGGUUAUUAGGAAUUCUGGAAAUAAAAACUUAAUAUAUACAUGUAUAUAUACAUGUAGACGUAUCAUCAAGUAGAUGCCUACCCUGGGUAUUGAUGUGACGGAGUAAAAAGAGCAGCAUAGACUUGAGAGAAAAUAAUAGUAAAAUAAAUGACAGACUCAUGAAUGUUGGUUGUACGAAACACUUUUUAUGAAAAAAAGUUUUAGUUUGGUUGGUAAGUUUUAAAAUCAUUCCUGUAUCAUGGAACAGCAUCCUCAGGGAAGGCCGACUCAGAUGGUCAGAGGCAGACAUUUUGAACUACAAGCACUCCCUACAUGUACACCUAAAAUGUUGAAGAUGCCACAGAAAACUGUCAUUAGUGAAGUUUGUUUAGCUGAGAUAUUUAUUGAAAUUGGCCAGUAUGGAAAAUCCCCAGAUUUUGUUAUUUGCAAUUAUUUGCUAAAGAUAUAUAGGUCAAGAUGUGACCAUCUCCAUUUUCUUUUUAGUCUAUUAAAUGUGUGCAAGAUUGUGACUGUCAUUAGCGAAAAAUUUCUAAUAAAAGAAUAAGAUGUAAAGGUUUUUUUUCCUAUUUAAACAUCAAUGUAUAUGUCUGAAUUUGCAUCUGAAAAUAGUUUCACGUGUGUUUAAGUUAGGUACUUAUUUUAUUACCUUGUCCCUCAAAUUUACAUUGAUAAAUAUACAUUAUCACAAAUAAAAGAUAUUAAAAACAC